AGAUCCUCUAGAUGAGAUAAUGGGCUGCAGGUGAACCAGAUCAGCGCAGCAGGUCCAAGCCCUCCAGGAAUAGCCUCCAGGCGACCCCUAGUGGAUGGAAGGAAAAGCAGCAACCAGAAAAAACACCCAGGAUCCCAACAAAGACUAUGACUGCAACAUAUUUUAGUUUAUGUAUUUAGUUUUCCACAUGUACAUUCUAUGUGCAAUAAACCUGUUUUGUAACAUAAGAUGGUAGAUAAGACUUCACUAUGCAGAAAGAAAGAACCAGAACAAAGUACCAGAAUGUAUUCUUGUUAACAAUUAACUGGGUCUUCUUAUCAGUCAGAUAAGUUACUCAAACUAAAAGUGAAACCAAAAACAUCCUACAAAUAGCUUUGAACUCUUUCUUUUAUUCCACUUCGACAGUCCUUCUUCUCUGCAGCUCAUCACCUGUUCAGCUCGUUGUUCCCAGUCAUGGGGAAUCGGCCUCCAGCACCUCGACCGGCGCCUCCCCCUCAGCCGCCUCCCCCUCAGCCGGCUCCCGCUCCUCCACCGCCUCCACUUUUAACAACUCCAUGGAGAGAAACAACAUGGGAAUGUGAAAACAAACAGGAACUUCUGCAGUACAUGAAUAAUUUUCAACCUCAAAAUGAAGAAGUCAAAGCCAUCAGAGUUUUACUCUGUGGACCAGUCGGUGCAGGAAAGUCCAGCUUCAUCAACUCUGUCAACAACGUCCUGCAAGGGAGGAUGACCAAUGAAGCUCUGGCCAGCUCCACAACCUCUGAUCAAAGUUUUACAAAAAUCUAUAAAACCUAUAAAAUCAAGAAAGAAGGCAAGGGAAACUUUUAUCCCUUUGUGUUCAAUGAUGUCAUGGGUCUGGAGGACGGAACUGGAGUCAGACCAGACGACAUCAAAAUAGCCUUGAAGGGUCAUGUGAAGGAUGGCUAUAAGUUCAAUCCUGCAUCUUCUCUUUCCGAUGAUGAUCCUGGCUUCAACUCUUCCCCGUCCAUCAGUGACAGAGUUCAUGUUCUGGUCUGCAUCUAUGAUGCUAAUGCAUCAGAAAUGAAAUCGUCUGUUUUACAAAAAAUGAAGGAAAUCAGAGAAGCAGCCAGUGAGCUGGGAAUCCCUCAGCUGGCGAUUCUCACCCACAUUGAUUCAGCCUGUGGGGAAACACAAAAAAAUCUGAGAAACGUCUACAGGAGCAAACAUUUAAAAAAAAAGAUGGGCGACUUCAGCUCCAGUCUGGGGAUCCCAAUGAACUGCAUCCUCCUAAUGAAGAACUACAGUCAUGAAAUUCAGCUGAAUCCAGACGUCGACACUCUGAUCCUGAGUGCUCUGAGGCUGAUGGUUGACUUUGGAGACGACUACGCUGACAAACUGUGAAGCCGCAGAACAGUUUGUGGGGAUGUGCAUGAAAAUCACAGCAGUAAUAUAGUUCAUAUCAGUUAAAAUUAUGAGGUGAAAUAUUAAGGUUAGUAUAAAAUAAAAAAAAAUAAACGUCAGUAGGGGCUUUGAUUAUAGUAAGUUUGCUUUUUCUUUAAGUUGGUUUAAUCUAAAACACCAUUCAGGUGUAGGCGCCAUAAAAGAUACAGCAGACAACAAAAAUUACUUAGAAGAAAUAAAGAUGAUGUGUUAGUCAACAAAGGAGUAAAAUAAUGAC
Poecilia latipinna (sailfin molly) is the source of this 1639-nucleotide messenger RNA. Its product is annotated as interferon-induced protein 44-like. Bases 454 to 1362 code for a protein of 302 amino acids. NCBI's taxonomy places the organism in Eukaryota, Metazoa, Chordata, Actinopteri, Cyprinodontiformes, Poeciliidae. Gene Ontology annotation, biological process: immune response. The transcript has 10 exons. The record is from RefSeq and is a predicted model, not a curated record.